Molecule: messenger RNA, 2659 nt
Organism: Labeo rohita (rohu)
Lineage: Eukaryota; Metazoa; Chordata; Actinopteri; Cypriniformes; Cyprinidae
Product: carboxypeptidase Q
Exons: 9
Coding region: 56-1492 (478 amino acids)
Biological process (GO): peptide catabolic process; proteolysis
Molecular function (GO): metallodipeptidase activity
Source: RefSeq, a predicted model, not a curated record
UUGUAUGAUUGUCCCACGGCUCCUGCCGUAGCCACUUGAGUGCAAUGUUUUGAAGAUGACUGGCAAUAAAAGCAGGUGUCAAAACUCCAUUAGUCAGGUGCUGCUGACUCUUCUUAUCCUCUGCUGUCUUCUGCAGUGUCACUCCAGGCCUCACAGUUAUGACAGUAAAUCGCUGGCAGAAAUAUCCAGAGAAGUUUCUAAAUACUCUGACAUCGCUCAACAAAUCAUAAACCUAGCAGUAUAUGGAAAAGCUCAGAACCGUUCCUAUGAGAGGCUGGCUGAGUUCACUGACACUAUUGGAAACAGAGUCAGUGGCUCUAAGAACCUAGACCUGGCUAUUAAGUACAUGUACAAUGCCCUUAACCAGGACGGACUAGAGAAUGUGCAUCUAGAGCUAGUGAAGAUCCCUCACUGGGUGCGGGGGGAGGAGAGCGCGGUAAUGCUUCUACCGAGAAACCACACUUUAGCCAUACUUGGGCUUGGGAGUAGUGUAGGAACUCCUCCAGGAGGUAUAGAGGCAGAAGUAAUGGUGGUGGAGUCUUUUGAAGAGCUGAAAAAGAGAGCGAGUGAAGCUAAAGGGAAAAUCGUUGUGUAUAACCAGCCGUUUGUCAGCUAUGGGGAGACCGUAGCCUAUCGGGCUUCAGGGGCCUCAGAAGCUGCUAAAGUCGGAGCCGUGGCUUCACUUAUCCGUUCAGUAACUCCCUUCUCCAUCAACAGCCCCCAUACUGGCUGGCAGUGGUACCAGCCUGGAGUGCCUCAGAUCCCCACUGCCUGCAUCACUAUCGAGGAUGCCCAGAUGAUGGCCAGGAUGGCCCGCAGAGGCCAGAGGAUUGUGGUGCGUCUGACUAUGGGGGCUCAAACAUUGCCAGAUGUUGACUCAUACAACACUGUGGCUGAAAUCAGAGGCAGCGAGCAUCCUGAACAGGUGGUUCUGCUCAGUGGUCACCUGGACAGCUGGGAUGUAGGCCAGGGCGCUAUGGAUGAUGGAGGUGGGGCCGCGAUUUCCUGGGAAGCACUUUCUUUGAUCAGAGACUUAGGGCUGCGUCCCAAAAGAACUCUGAGGACGGUGCUGUGGUCCGCAGAGGAGCCAGGCGGGGUUGGAGCAGCUCAGUACUUCCAACAGCACAAAGGAAACAUCUCGAACUUUGACCUGGUAAUGGAAUCUGACCUGGGCACCUUCAGUCCUCUGGGACUGCAGUUCACUGGCAGUGACAAAGCUCGGGCAAUCAUGAAGGAGGUGAUGAAACUGUUGGCUCCCAUCAAUGUCACGUCGCUUGAAAAACAUGGAGAGGGAACAGACAUUAACAUGUGGAUGAAGGCUGGGGUUCCAGGCGCCAGCCUGCACACCGCAGACCAGAGGUACUUCUGGUUCCACCACAGCGACGGUGACACAAUGACUGUCCAAAACCCAGAGGAGAUGAAUCUGUGUUCCGCUGUUUGGGCUGUGGUGGCCUACGUGGUCGCUGACCUGGAGGAAAUGCUCCCUAGAUAAAUCUAAAGCUGAAGCUGCUUUCCACAGACUGUCUGUUUCAUUCAGCUGGUCUCCUUCUGGGCUGAUGAGUGGGUGGCACGCUGUGGAUUUUCCACUUCUGUUGUUGAUGCUGCAGAUCCUAUCAGUCUCUGGAACGGGUCACAUUAUUCCAGUGUUUCAUUGAACAAAAAUGCAUAAAUAUUUAUGGUGUGUUUCUUGCAAAUCCCUUAAUAUCCAAAUAUGGCAAAUCAUGUAUUCAUCAUAGUUUCAUAUCGCAUCAUCACUUCUGUAUGACUAAAAAGUUCUGUGUGCCAACAUUAACCAAUUUCCCCACAGGGUUUUUUUUUUCCCUCUCGCUGAAGACAUACUUCAGGACCCUUUGAAACAACUAAUGAAAAAAAAUGUCAUUAGAAUAAAGUAUCAUAGGGCUUUGUGUAGCUUUUCAAUAAUAAGACUAAAGAUGUUUUUUUUUAUUAGUCCAUGCUGUGGUCUUCGCUCAUACCAUGUCACGAUCUACACAACUGGGUAGAAGGAUUCUCUUUUCAUUUCUAAACAAUUCAUGCAUGGGAUGCAGUUUACAUUUGAUUGACUUCGAUCUAUAGCAUCUGUCCUGUUUCCUUCCAUGUGGAAUGGCUAUAUAGAUAAACACGGCUGAAUUGGAUCAAGCUGGAGGCAGGUGAAUUAUGGCCCUGUCACCAUGUUGCUUGAGUUUUUCGGAAACAUCUCCUCGUGUUACCCUCCAUUCCCUUCAACCGCCUGUCAGUUUCAUGCAAAUAAUCUCUCAGACCUUUCACGGAAGGCUUUUUAUAUGUAAAUCUACUCUGAAUCAUCUGCUUUUCUCUUUGUAAACAUGUUUUAUUUGUUGGUUCAUCAGUUCAUAGGAUCCCUAUACAGAAUCAUCUCAUUAUGCGGAAGUGUGAAACACAGCAUACUGUGGUUAUUUAAGAUAUGUUAUAUGGACUUUUGAGGGAACGGAUUUCCGUGACGGAGUGAAUAGGAACAGCGUUUGAUUUUAAUGCAGUUUAUGGCGACAUCUAGUGAAUGAGUUAGUAAACAACAUGUUCUUGAAAAAGAAUGGACCUAAAAGAGUGGGUUAGCCUACAUUCUCCCAGAAAUAGUGUGUAAAAGUGUAAAUAAAUUACAUUAAUAGGCUUCUAAAUAAAUGAUGAAUUUUUGUCUUCGUCUUCA